AUAUAUUCUCUUUGCUGCAUAACCAGCGGCGUUUACUUUUUCCCUGAGCCUGAAACCACCGUUCUAGCUUCCAUCUCCUUCAAGGCUACUCCAGUAUUCUUCUAGGCAGAAAUGGCUUCUGAAAUUGAUAAGCUUCAUGUCCUAUUCUUCCCUCUAAUGGCGCAAGGCCAUAUCUUACCAACCUUGGACAUGGUGAGGCUCUUUGCAGCCAGAGGCGUCAAGACCACCAUAGUCACCACCCCUCACAACGCCCCUCUCUUUUCCAAAACCAUCGAGAAAACCCAAAACUCCCCCUCCAAAAUCACCCUCGAAUUCAUCAAAUUCCCUGCAAAAGAGGCCGGCCUCCCCGACGGCCUCGAGAAUCUGGAUUCAGUUACCAACCCAGAACUCCACCGCAAAUUCUUUUUCGCCCUUUCCUUGCUCCAACAACCUCUUGAAGAUCUCAUACAGGAACUCCGCCCGCACGCGCUCGUCGCCGACAUCUUCUUCCCCUGGGCUACGGAUACAGCAUCCAAGUACGGAAUUCCGAGGCUGAUCUUCCACGGAACUAGCUUCCUCUCCAUGUGCGCUAUGGAAAGCAUAAAACAACACAAACCUCACAAAUCUGUGUCAUCCGACACCGAGCCGUUUGUCUUGCCUGGCCUGCCGGACGAAAUCAAGUUGACAAGAAUGCAACUGGCGGAUGAUCUUCGGCUAGAAGUGCUGAACGACUUUACAAGGUUGCUGGGUAGAGCUGGAGAAGCGGAAAAGCGAAGCUUUGGCACGCUUGUUAAUAGCUUUUACGAGCUUGAACCGCGUUAUGUUGAUCAUUACAGGAAGGUUAUAGGAAGGAAGGCCUGGCAUAUAGGUCCGCUUUCUCUUUGCAAUAAGAAUCCUGAAGAUAAAGCCCAGAGAGGAGGAAACGUUAACGCGCCCUCCAUUGAUGAGAAUGAGUGCUUGAAAUGGCUUGCUUCCAAGAAACCCAAUUCGGUUGUCUAUGUAUGCUUUGGAACGGUCUCAAAUUUCCCACCUUCUCAGUUGCAGGAGAUUGCAUUAGCCCUUGAGGCUUCUGGGCAGCAAUUCAUUUGGGUUGUGAGGAAGGGAAAGAAUGAUGAUCAUGGGCGAGAAGAAAACAAGGAAGAUUGGUUGCCUGAAGGGUAUGAGAAAAGAAUGGAAGGUAAAGGACUGAUAAUAAGAGGGUGGGCACCCCAGGUUUUGAUUCUUGAUCACGAAGCAGUUGGAGGAUUUGUGACUCACUGUGGCUGGAAUUCAGCGCUUGAAGGAAUCAGCGCUGGGCUGCCGAUGGUGACAUGGCCGGUUUUCGCUGAACAGUUCUACAACGAGAAGCUGAUUACCGAUGUUUUGAAGAUUGGAGUUGGUGUUGGUGUUCGGCAAUGGGUUAGGCUUGUGGGUGAUCGCAUCAAAAGGGAAGCCAUAGAGAAGGCAGUGAAGGAGAUCAUGGUGGCGGAGAGAGCUGAGGAAAUGAGAAGCAGAGCUAAGGUGCUUGGUGAAAUGGCUAGGAGGGCUGUCGAAGAAGGAGGCUCAUCGUACUCUGAUUUGGGCUCUUUAAUUGAAGAAUUGAAGUCGUAUUCCUCAUCAAGCAAGCAAGAUUAAUGAUUAUGACGGAAGACUUGGGAAUCAUCUUUCCCAGAAAUGGUAUCUGUAAUCAUACUCUGAUUUAUUUUAUCUUUUAUGGGCGUAAUUGUUAUUGGAUAGGAAUCUGUAAUCUCUUAUGUGUGAGCUUAUUUAAGGCAACAUUCUAUGAAUAGAAAGGCAUUCCAAGUUUUAUC
Messenger RNA from Corylus avellana, 1769 nucleotides. Its product is annotated as scopoletin glucosyltransferase-like. Gene Ontology annotation, molecular function: UDP-glucosyltransferase activity. NCBI's taxonomy places the organism in Eukaryota, Viridiplantae, Streptophyta, Magnoliopsida, Fagales, Betulaceae. The record is from RefSeq and is a predicted model, not a curated record.